Molecule: messenger RNA, 1946 nt
Organism: Ostrinia nubilalis (European corn borer)
Lineage: Eukaryota; Metazoa; Arthropoda; Insecta; Lepidoptera; Crambidae
Product: tax1-binding protein 3 homolog
Exons: 3
Coding region: 131-502 (123 amino acids)
Biological process (GO): receptor clustering; establishment or maintenance of epithelial cell apical/basal polarity; cell-cell adhesion
Cellular component (GO): basolateral plasma membrane; cell junction
Molecular function (GO): protein binding
Source: RefSeq, a predicted model, not a curated record
UCUCUAUGGUCAAUCUUAUUCGUGAAAGAUUGUUGUGCAUUGUUUGGAACUGUGCUAAAAGGAUUAUUAAAUUGAAAAUACGUGGCUUUAUAUUAUAUUCCAGAAGUUGUACCAUACAAAUCUAUUCAUCAUGGCGAAAAUGGCUUUUCAGCACCAGGCGGGAACGGCGAUGGAGUGCCUUAGUAUACCAAUAACCCUCCAAAAAGAGGCAGGGGUUGAUGCAGAAGGUCGAGAAGUUAUGAAAUGUGGAUUUAAAAUCGGCGGUGGUAUUGACCAAGAUUUUCGUAAAAGCCCCCAGGGAUAUACUGAUAACGGUAUUUAUGUGACUGAAGUCCAUGAGGGAAGUCCUGCUGCUAAGUCUGGGUUGAGAAUGCAUGACAAAAUUCUACAAUGCAAUGGAUAUGACUUCACCAUGGUAACACACAAAAAAGCAGUUAGUUAUAUUAAAAAACACCCAGUCCUUAACUUAUUAGUAGCAAGAAAAGGUGUUACCUCUACAUAACAAUAUUAAAACAGGAAAUAUAAACUUUAGGUUCAGAGCUGAUGGGACAAUUAUAUGGUGGAUUUACAAUUCAAGGCAAAUAGCUAUACUAUCAGUAUUUAUAAGCUUACAUUUUAUGAAAUCUUUCAUUUAUGAAAGAAUUAAAUAUAAUAUAAUUAAGCAGCAAAUUGAUAUUGUUAUAAUAUGGGAUUUAUUUGCCUUUCUUAGUAAAUCCCCCAUUUAUAAGUAUUAUACAAGUGAUUUUAUAUUGUUAUUUAUUUUUUUAACUUUAGGAAUUUAAUUUGUAUGUUAAAAUAGUUUAAAUAUAAAACACCAUACUUUUAACAAAUUCACAAUAUAGAACAUAAGUUUAUACAAUUAUUGCUGAUAAAAAAGGUGUGUAACACAAACUUUGUAUUGUAGUUUUGUUGUACAAAUGAGUUACCAUUAUCAUUUUGUAACGUGCAAAACUCUUACAAAUCAUUGCUUGUAUUUGCAAGAUCUAAAACAUGUUAUCAGUGAUAAAAUGUUACAUUGUGAGAUGAAAUUUAUAAAUUGGUUACUCAUAUAUUUAUGAUGUGUUAAGUGAUUAGUGAAUAAUUUACAACCAGAUACAAUGUGCCAAAUAGUGUUGAUAUUCAAUUGCUUAAUGGAGACAUUAUUUUAUACUUACUAUAUUUUACUCCCAAGAAUUGAGAUACAAUACAAUAACCAUUAUUUCAAAUCAAUACUCACUUUCAAUAUUAUUAGAUUUAGUUAAAACUGAUGUAUAUUAAUGAAAGUACAUAAUAAUAAUAUAUCCAUUUUGGUCUGCUAUAUUAUGUAUACUUAUCAAUGUUAAUCUAUGAACAUACCACAUAUAAUAUACACAUUCCAACACAGUAAAUAUAUGCUAAUACUGAAUCUAUUUCCACUCUAAAAACGUAGUAACAAUAAUAGUAAUAGAUUUUGUACUUACUGCAGAUAUGAGCCAAAGACUAGUAAAAUGGUUACAGACAGACUUGUACCUAUAUUUUUUAUUAUUAAAAAGUUAAACUAUGUUUAUCAACAAAAAAUCAGAAUUGCAUUUAUUACUUCAAAUGACAUUGUGCUGUUUUGAUGACCAUGACAUAAUUUAAUUUGCAAGAUUUCUUUAUUUGCAUUCUGCAAGUAUAUUAUUUUUUCUAAACAUAAAUACUAGAUUAUGUAUUCUCUAGGUAUUUAUUUAAAAAAAAUCACUUCUAAUUAUUAUUCUGGUAUUUUAUUUUUUAAAAUUGAAAGAUCAAAUAUUGAUAAUGAAAUAUUUAAAGCUCCAACUUUGGCAUAUGUACAUUAUUAGCAAAAUUAAGCAUUAUUUUUUUAUUUGAAUAACAACUUUAUUAUUCAACAAUCUAGUAGGCAUUUAUUAUGAUAAAUGCAUUGAUGUCAAUUUAAUUAAUUGGACAAAAGCGGUAUUAUCAGAAAAUAAUAAAAAUGUUAUUAUGAG